Galendromus occidentalis (western predatory mite) is the source of this 501-nucleotide messenger RNA. RefSeq lists its product as uncharacterized. The transcript has 5 exons. NCBI's taxonomy places the organism in Eukaryota, Metazoa, Arthropoda, Arachnida, Mesostigmata, Phytoseiidae. Bases 1 to 501 code for a protein of 166 amino acids. The record is from RefSeq and is a predicted model, not a curated record.
AUGCAAUUGCUCUCCGCUAUAUUCCUAUCUGUGAGUUUGACUUCGGCUUCAGAGGUCAAACUGAUGGAAUCUUUUGACCACGACAAGAUCACCGGAACUUGGCUGGUGGCGAAACGAAAUGCCCAGCUCCUAAAGAAAUCGUACCGCUGCGUGAAGGUCGAAUUGGUCCAUGCUGGCGAGGGAAAAGAUUUCGUUAUGCACGGGAACUGGAUCGAUGAAGAGCAGACAGUGCACAACAACACGUUCAUCGUUAUCGAAGAUCAAAGCCAUCCAGCCCAGUUCGUCUUCAAGUCUGACGUUGAGAAAAUCGCGCUCUCCUUUCUGGGCUCCGACUACACUAAUUGGGCUGUGGCUUUCGGGAAAGUCCUCCUGAAAGAGUCGUACUUCGUGGCAUAUCGGAAACUUCCCGCUGACCCCGCUUUCGCUCCUGCGAUCGAAGAGGUUCUCCGUGCUAAUAAUGUCGGUCUGGAUUUUCUGACAAUCGACCAUUCGAAUUGCUGA